Molecule: messenger RNA, 5054 nt
Organism: Magallana angulata
Lineage: Eukaryota; Metazoa; Mollusca; Bivalvia; Ostreida; Ostreidae
Product: little elongation complex subunit 2-like
Exons: 22
Coding region: 55-4821 (1588 amino acids)
Biological process (GO): endocytosis; positive regulation of transcription by RNA polymerase III; snRNA transcription by RNA polymerase II
Cellular component (GO): transcription elongation factor complex; membrane
Source: RefSeq, a predicted model, not a curated record
GGUUUUUUUAUUUUAGAUUUUGUUUUCACUGUAACCGGAAGUCAGGUGUUUACCAUGGCCGACUAUGAAAGUGUUUUGUGUGUGAAAAACAAUGUCCACGUAUACAGAAUUCCUCCUCGGCCAUCAAACAGGGGCUACAGAGCCUCUGAUUGGAAGCUUGAUGCACCAGAUUGGGAUGGGAGACUGAGAGUUGUAGCCAAAGGAAAAGAGUUAUUUAUUAAGUUAGAGGACAAAACAUCAGGUGAGCUGUUUGCACAAUGUCCAGUAGACAACCACCCAGGACUGGCGGUAGAAAGUGUCACGGAUUCCAGUCGAUAUUUCGUUAUCAGGAUAAAAGACGAAAGUGGUCGAAGUGCUUUUAUAGGGAUUGGAUUUGAUGACCGAAGUGACUCUUUUGACUUGAAUGUGGCAUUACAAGAUCAUUUUAAAUGGCUGAAGAAAGAAGAGGAGGCUCAAGUAGCCACCAAAGAAUUCAACACGGGUCCCAAACUUGACCUGGGUUUUAAAGAGGGUCAGACUAUCACUAUAAAUGUAGCAAAGACCAAAAAAGUGGGAUCCGAAACAACAUCUUCCAAACCCCGACCAAAGGGAGGCAACUCUGGAGUAUUCCUCCCUCCCCCACCAGGGGGAGUGAAAUUACCCCCACCUACAGGUGGAGUGUUACCACAGACAUUCUCAGCCCCGCCCUCAGGCAAUGUGUCCCAACCCCCGUCACAAUCACAAGUGAAUAAUUCCGGUGGUCAUGUGGAUCUGUUAGACUUUGACUUUGGGGCAUCCCCCAGUAGUGGUUCUGUGAACUCAGCACCUGCCAAACCUGUUCAAGGAAACAGUGACCCAUGGGGAGACUUUACAGGGGCAGGUAAUAAGAAGCCUAUAAAUGGCAUUGACUGCUUCUUUAGUGAGGAAUCCUUCAAUAAAUACUCGGGGAUUCCCUCCACACUGGAAGAGAGACUGUUAAAGAGAAUCCGACAGAUGAAGGGAGAACCUGUCUGUCCCAGUGUCACACACAGGCAGAAUGAAAGUGCUUCAGAUGCCAGGGUUGAACCACCAGAAUCUGCAGAAGGUACUAUGGGUAAAAAAUUGUCUGACAAGCCCACCAAACCAAAGGGGAAAAUCGAUGAACAAGAGGAGAAAGCAAAUUCUAAGACAAAGAAUGCUCCAGAAGCCCAAGGAAAACAAAAAAAGAAAGUAGAGCCACCUUUGGUGAAAAAGAUUCCACCACCCAGGAAGUCCAGAUUUUCACAUGAUCAGCAGAAACAUUAUGUGUACCUCUACAGAAAAUACUCCCACAAGACUACCAUUGAUACAACUGAAGAGGAAAGAGUGGAGAUGAGGGAACUCCAGCUUCUGACAAAGGAAGUUCUAGAGGAGCAGGCAGAAUUUCAGCAGUUCCAAGAAACACUUGCCAACAUGUGUCACAAGACAGACUACACAUACAUGCACCCGGCAGCCAGGAGUUACAUGGAGGACUACAUUCUGAGCAGGAAAAAGGAGGCAGAGUUGUAUCCAAAAUACUACAAUGCAGAAACAUCCUUCAAAAUUGAUGGUGAAGGCCCUCCUUCAAAGAUGGUAUACAGUAAACCGCUUCUUCAAUUGGGGGUGGUGCCAAAGAUGAUCCUGCCUACUGUGACUCAGCAGCUAAAGCCAGAGCUACCAUUGGAUUCUCCAGCUGUCAAUCAGCAGUACCCAGUGUCUAAAAAUAGAAAUCACAAACCAAGUACCUGGAAUCAUGAGCCCUGCAGUAUGGACCAAAAUGCUGAGCACUUGGCUGUAGAGAACAGAGCUCACAUCGUUAUAUCCUCCGGAGCUCUCCAGUGUCUGGUGGACAACCAUGCACCUAAACACCAAGAACAUUGGGAGAUGCCAAUCACUGUCAAGGACUUCCCACUCAAAGAGGGUGAUAAGGUAACUGUGCACAGAGUGGUUUUCAUUGACAGACCAUUUCUACCACCACAGCUUACACCUAAAGAAAAGAACACAAAAUAUUUCAAAACUGUUUUGAAGUCCUUCAUUGCAAAGCCAUUACAGAAAGGACAUGUGUUUAGUAAAUUAGAUGAUUCAGAAACACAGGAGAGAACUUUCAAAUCAACACCUCAAGUCACUCCACAAAGUGCAGGUAGCAAUGAAAGUGGCAGCUCCAAAAAGACUGCAGGUAAAAAGAGGAGCAAGAUUGGUGCUGUAAAGAAAGAAGAGCCGUUCUGUACAGAAGAUGUUUCUUUGGAGGAUCUUGAGUGCUUUGGAACUGCUAAGAAAAAAUUGAAUUCGCUUUCCAAACACAAGCAGACCCCAAUGUUAGAUACUGAUGAGGAUUCUCAAUCGAAGAUAAAGAAUGAACUUGACUCUGGGAGUGCAAUUAAACAUAAGAAACCUAUAGGCAAAGAAAAGUCUAUUGACUCUGAUCAAGACUUGCUGAGAAAAAUCAGGGAAAUGCACAAAACUCCAAAGCAAAUAAGUGCAAUUCAACCUGUAACUCAGCCACGGUUAGAAACAAAAGAAGCGAAGACAGAUUCUUGUGAAAUAAUAUCCGAUUCUCAAGAAGGACCUAAGGAGACUGAUUCUCAGCUCUUCAGUGACAAUGAUAGUGAUAAGAAAACGUGGGAAAGUUGUGAAGUAAAUGUGAUCACAGAAACCAAAGAAAAGCAUUCUGAAUCGAAUGCAAACAAUAUUGAGGGAAAUGCAAUUAAAAAUAUUGAUACAAGUGCAGGAAAUGAAUUUUCACAGAGACUUGGAGAGAAUAAAACUGUUGUUUUGGAGAAAAGUGAACCUUUUACAAUCCCAUGGCGAACACCAGAACCAAUAAAUGAAAAUAAAAAGCCAUCAGUAUCCCCAAGAAAAUCAAGACGACUCCAAGCGAGGAGUGUGGCAGUAAGGAGUGAGGAGGACAGCAGUGAGGAUGAGGAGGACAAGCUAUACAUCAUGGAGUCCCCUACAAAGAAGAUGGAGGUGAUAGAGGAAGCUCCAGCCAGCCCCUCUCCUGCUAGUCCCGAGUCAGAUAUCGGUGACAUGGAGGUCUGCAAGAUCAUCCCCAUAGGAUCGGACUACGCAUCGGACUCUGUCCAGAGUCUGCCCAGGAAACAGGAAUCACCUGCAAGCCCAGAGAAAGGAGGGGUUUCCAGUAUUACUGAGGCUGGGCCUUGUCCCAUUAUUCCUCUGUGUAGGGAGAGUGAGGAUGAGAGUGGGGACCUCUCAGGUCGGGUACAAACUUUGAAGCAGGUGAAUCUGGGGUCUGAGGGUGGGUUUGAUAAACCUUAUGGUACCCCAUUAAGGAGAUCGAAUCGACACAAGAGUUCCAGUCAGAGUUUAGAAUCUUUGAGUGCAGAAAGUGAUCAGAAUACAAAUUUUGCCUGUAAAAUGGAAAGUGCACCCAUUGAAGGAAAAGAGGAGAAUUCUGAAAGCGAAGUCAUUGCAAAAAAGAGGAAAUGUAAAAAGGAUGUUAUUACAUCUGAAAGUGAGGAUGAUAUUAAAGAGGCCAAAAUGAAGUCGGAAGAACCAGUGAAAAAAAGAAGAGGGAGACCUAGAAAAAAUCCGAUUCCAGAAUUUGUUGAACCAAAGGAAAACGAAAGUAUGGGAAAAGUGGUGCCUCCAUGUCGAAUGACAACCAGAUCUAAAUCAUCGGUGGGUGGCACCUCUGAAGACGAGAUAUCUGAGAAAGAGGUACACACAAGAGGAAGAAGAAAAAGGAAGUCAGAGACAGAGGUGUUCAAUGAAAUCAACACGGCAGCUGCCAAAUCAGUGAAGGAAAACUUGAAAGCUGUCAAGAGUCAGGUUGCUGAGAAUGAUAAACAGGCCUUAAAAGUUUCUGCUGAAACUUCAGCUGUGGGGACAAAUAGAUUGAGGUCUAUUGAUACUGAAAAUAUUUUGGGCAAAAUUGGACCCCAGAGAAGAGUUAGUCAUGUAGGAAAACAGACGACGCUACCAGCUUCAAAACCAGAGUUUUCUCAGCAAUCGGAUGUCAUAGCAAGAGGGGGCAAGAAAACCUCAAAACCCACUGACAAUACUGAGGACAAGUUCUCUUUAGAUAACAUUCUUAGUGUACAGCAGAAGCUUUUGAAAUCCAGUGAAGAACAAAAUAUUCCUGCAAACCUGGUUGAAAAUGUUGAUCACAUCUUCAAGUUUCCGUUGCGCAACAACGUGACCUAUAACCUUUGGGAUUUAGGAGGGUUCAAAGUCAUUGUGCGGUGCAACAUUCACGGAGUUAUAAGAGACCUCAAUCAGCAGUUGUCCUUCAUUCACCUGAUUCCAAAGCUGGAGUACCAGUGUCAAUUUGGAAUGGAGCAAGUUACGGCCAGCGAGACAGCGAGAACCUGGAUCUCCUCCUACAUCAGACCCAGCUGUCGAGUCCUGAGAGCCAGAUUCCACACACAGAGGACAGAGUUAGUGUCUCUAGAAGAAUUGCAAGCAGCCCAGCUUAUACCUCCAACACAGAGCUUUAGCCCUGGAAAAGCAUUCCUGAUGCUGCAAAAUAUAUUCCACCAUCUCCACCAGUUGUCUCCGGGUCAAUAUCUCCUUGCUCACAAAAAAUCCUCAGACAAAUGCGUCAUAAAGAAAGCGACAGAGGGUCAUAAAAGAGGCUCCUAUGAUCUGCACUUUCAGCAGCUUGGCUUUGCGGAUCCCGACUUUGACAAGAUGAAAGUUCCAUGGAUUCCACUGGAUCCCACCAUAAUGAUCCCUUAUCACACACUGAAUGGUCGAAUCCCAUUGACCUUUGACCCAUCUGAUUUCAAGUUUAAUUUUACAUCACAAAAUAAAACCACAAAGAGGAAGAAAAAGAACCGAGGAAAGCGGAAUAAAGGCAAGGCCAAAAUACCAGCAUCCAAGUGAUGUACACGUACAUCAUACAGAUGAAAUAGAAAACCCUCACACCUCAGUAUACAAUAAGUACAUGGGUGUGAAAUAAAAACUUACAACUAAUUCAGAUACUUUUUGUAAAUCUAUUUUCUUUGUAAUAUGUGAACUUGCAAUUUUAGAAAAUUUUUGUGAGCUUUGACACUUUGUGAAAUAAAAAGGAUGGAGCAAUUGGAAUCUUUUUUGCUGAAUAGUUAUACAACUUCUUC